AUGGAUGCUGCUUCCUUGCAGGCUGCGCCCCUGCUGGACUGCUUCAGCGGUCAGGAAGCAUCGCUCUUUCCGGAGCAUCUCUGCUGCGAUGCGGAGCGGUGGCCACCAAGCGGCUGGUGGAAAUGUUGGGGCGGCGAUUUCACUUACGAAAAUUGCUGCGGCGCUUUGCCGAGCUGCAGUGACGAGCUGGUGUCGGAGGUGUGGAAGUUCGUGGAUCCCAAUGCAGAGCGUACGUAUCGGGAGUUUUGGCUCAGCAAUGCCUUCUACAAGAUCUCCAGAGUGCGGAAAGAGCUGAUGUGCAAGAUUCCCUUUGUAGCCAGCCGAGUUUUAGCCUUUACAAACCUCGACUGGAUUGAGCAAUGGGAAGUUCUGAAUUUCCCGCGGCAAUGUGUGCAUAACCAUACGAAUUUUCAACUGGGGUCCAUCGUUGAUGCCAUGUGGAGCAUUUUCGAAGAACUCCCGCUGGAAGACUUCCUGAAAUCUGGGAAGUGGGCGGAGAUGAUUUUGAAGCGCCUCUAUGGACAUAGUAAGAAGACGGCCUACUACCUGCUGUCCGACGGCAUGUCGUUGCUCCCGGGCCGUUUGCCCCUGAGCGAUGCCUCCAUGACCCCAGAGGAUGAGGAGUUCCAGCGCCUGCUGCGGCGACGUUUGAAUCUGAAGCUGCCCUUGCCAAUGGCCGAGGCACAGCAGUACCUGCAGCGACCGCAGGCUUCGGUUUUCGGCCGCGUGGCCGCAUAUUUGGUUCUUGCCACUCUGCAAGUGGCGGCUCCGCGACGGGAGGCAAUGGAAGCAGCGCAGGAAUUGCUUAGUUCCGGCGGCGCCGCUUUUCGCGUCGCCGCUGACGCCUGGGAGGAGGCGGAGGAGGUGCUGGUGAUCUCGUGUCUUCCUGAGAUCGGUGCCUUACCGAAAGGUCUGGAGCUCCAGGAGCCUGGAUCCAGUCGGUUGGCGGAGGACGCAGGGCUGCCGUGGUCCCUGGAGCCAACUCCUGGACGGAAGGGAGACCAGGUGGGUGUUGCUGAUCAGCUCUGGAGCGAACUGGACGGCUGCUUGGCAACUCGCAACAGGCAUCUGACGCGGGAUCCGUUCGCGAAGCCUUGGCUCUGGCUGAGGACGGUUGCGUUUCGCGUUUCGACGACUCGAAUUGGUUCUUUGUUAAGGACACAUAUCUGGUAA
Molecule: messenger RNA, 1173 nt
Organism: Cladocopium goreaui
Lineage: Eukaryota; Dinophyceae; Suessiales; Symbiodiniaceae
Source: the annotation of a GenBank genome assembly